UUAUCUUUGAACGAUAACUGAAGUGUUUACUUGGACACAAGAAGAAAAAAGAGUCUUCACUCUUCAGUGGGGCUACUAGAGAGAGAGAGAGAGAGAGAGAGCACAUGACAUCCUCCAUACCAUUGGGUCAUCAGCCUCCGUGUCUAGCUCCGCAGCCGCCGCCGCAGCUGCGCGACGGAGAUGCUUUGAAACGUCGUCCUGAUAUGGAUACAGACAAGGAUAUGUCUGCUGCUGUUAUAGAGGGCAAUGAUGCUGUUACCGGUCACAUCAUUUCUACUACCAUCGGAGGCAAAAACGGCGAACCUAAACAGACCAUUAGUUACAUGGCAGAACGGGUUGUUGGAACAGGAUCAUUUGGAAUUGUAUUCCAGGCAAAGUGCUUGGAAACUAGAGAUUCAGUUGAAAGUUAAGAGACACAUAGAUAUGAACCGUACACAAGUAUUUCAAGAACACAUUCUUGUAUAUUAGAAAUAUUUUAAACAAUCCUCCUAGAUCUGUUUAAUCCGGUUUAUGCUCAGUCACACACGACUAGCGACAGACCAAUUUCUAAUCUCUAAAUUACAGAAACCCAAGCUGAAAACCUUUCACUCGAUUUCUGUAGCCGACAAGAACAAACCUCUUGCUCUAGCUUUUACUCUCUUAACGCUUGACCAAAAACACUUCUAGGUUCCCUCGUUAAGUACCCGUGAAAGACAAUAUUCUACUUCCUAAAAUAUCGCCAACAGAAGAUCUUCUUUGCUUCGCGCCAAAGCAAUAUCUUCUACUUCCAUAAGUUUGUGACACGUCAUCACGCCGUAACAAAUUUAACGUACUAUGUUACACACUCAUCACCAUGUGUAACACACUCUUGGCUCAGAACGAACAAGCUCACAAUUCUUGAGCUUACAUUCUCCCCCUUUUUAUCUGAAUGUGACAACCUACUCAACCUGUUGCAACAAAGCUCAACACACAAGACAAUCUUCCAUAUCAAGCAUAAGGAUUAGUCUACCAUCAUACCACAAGAUACGAGAAAGCGGAAACACCACACACUUAAGAAAUUAAGAGUUUCAUAUCACACAAGCAAACGGAAGCAAAAACAAUAGUACGAUGCAGACUACAACAUCUAGGUUCAGUACAUAGUGCAUAGAGUAAGAAACAAUAGAUUCACUCAUUAGAAACUCUCACUCUCUUCACUAUCCAGUUCCACUUCAUCUUCCUCCUCAUCCUGUGGGGUUUGACGAGGAUACUGUGGAUAUUCUCCCCCUGAGUAGAUGCACAUUAAGAUAAAAACAUAAGGUCAGAAACUCAUAGAAUUCAAGAAAAAAGGUUCAACAAGUACUACACCCUUACUCCUCAAGCGAAUCCGAAUGCUUUUAAGAUCAGCUAUGGUUCGCUCAAUGUCAGCCAGAAGAUCCACGGAUCUUGAGUCAGCCCCUUGCCCUCUGCCUGCCUUUUUGUCUUUGACAACCAGCUUCAUAACCCGGUAUACUCCUCAACAUCUUCAAAUGACAGCACUGUACGUUGAUAGUCAAUAACUUGAUGAAUCAAUGUUGGGAAAAUGAUCCUCUGAGACCUGUCAGUGUUGAUGUUAGCUGCAAAGAUGAUGAUUUGAUCGUAGACCAUCUGACCAAAGUCAAAGCUUCUGUGAUGAUGAAUCAUGUAGAGAAACUUGAGUCGUUCCUGGUUCAUUGACAUGUAGUUGGUGGUGGGAAUCCAAUUUGAGCACACUAGCUUGUAAAGGACUUGAUUCGUCGGGGUCAGAUACUUGGAGCUCAUGGCUUCCCAACGCUGCACACGAUUAUCCAUCAAAAACGAGCACACUCGAUCAAUGUCUGCGGCCAAGUAGUCAUGAUCUUCUUCAAAUCCCGGAACCAGAUACAAAGCAUUAAUCUGGCUAGGCGAGAAAUCAACCAUAGAUCCACGAAGAAACACAGCAACACCAUUUCCUCUAUCCUCAGCAGCACCCAAAUUGGCAAUAAACUCUUUCACCACAUUAGGGUGAAACAAAUCACUAUCAAUCAGAGUGUAGAUCAAACCCGACCUAACUACCACCCGUUUCACAUCAAACAAGUUCUCAUCAUUCACAUCUAACCUUUGUUGAAUCACAAACUCACGUGGAGCCAAUUUUUCAUACCUCUCAGCCGAAUUGCUCGUGACGAAGCGACUCGAGAACGGAGUGAUGUUGGAACAAAGCAUCUCGGGGUUCUCUUGAUUUCGUGCUUGGAAGAUAGCACGGCUUGCUUGAUAACGCGACUCUUUGGGUUGAAAGGCUUCAACCUCGUCGUCGGUAGAUGAGGAAGACGUAUAUGCAGCAUGCGGAGAAGACGGCGGCGGAGUGAUCUCUCGCUGUUGCUUCCGGAUUUGUUUGCGGGAAGAUCCGAAAGGACCAGCGGCGGAGGGAGCCGGAGUAGAUGUUCCUCUCUCAGACAAUCGGGAGCAUCUUCGGGUGGGUUGCAUGUUUCGAUUUGGGAGUGAGAUGUGUCGGAAACUGUUUUUGAGAGUGACACAACCGAUGACCUAAUUUCACUCAAUUUAAAACAUUAGCCCCAAAUAAAGUAACUCGGCUCAUAUAAAAUAAUCGCAAAUAAUACACUGUGUGUGAUGCAAUAGAACUUAUGUGUAACUCAUGCAUGUAACCAGGAGCACAGACAUCACUUACAUUCGUAUGAGAGUACGGAAGUCAUGAGAAUUGUGAUGAUAGCCAGCCUUAUACACAUAGACAUCGAUGGGUAUGAUGCCUGCAUCUCAGGGUUAUAGUCACUGAAGAACGAUUUCACCACACAUCUAGCUACCAAAACAGUUUUUAUUGAAAUCAAUGAGUCAACCCAAGUCUGUAGCUAUUUCUCAGCCGAGUAGCUGUCACAAACGAGAUUCUGCUGUGUUCAUUCAGUCAACCCAACUCUGUUUUCGCACUCAGCUGUAUGGUCUGGAAACACACGUUAGGCUUCUUGUGUGUCUGUCUCUCCAACUCACAGACAUUCACGUUUUAUCAACAGGCAAUCAAUACACAAUUCUAAUUCUAGGAAAGAGAUGGAAUCCAGAGACAAAGUGGGGUAACACCCUGCUCCGAAACAUGUAUCCCAAGAGAUUGGUAACAUACCUGCCCAGUCAAGACAGUGAUCGAAAUCAGAGACAAAGUGGGGUAACACCCAGCUCCAAAACGAGUAUCUAUCAUUCCGGGCCUUCCUUUUUUUUUUUUUUUGAGUCACAUACCUCUUUCAUGACGUUACAUAUGAGCCUUACCUUUGUAACUUUUGCGUGACCCACAUUUCCUCUUAUGUAACACUCAUCCCCUUAUGUUUUUCCUCAUUCAAUCCAGGCAGUGAUCAAUGGCUCAAACGUGAAAUGGGAUAACAUCUCAGUUCAAGAUGAGUGCCCUUCACCAGUGAAUCAGAAAAGCGAGAUAACAAGAGUCAGGUGACAGAACUUACACAGUAGAACUUGUUGACUCAAGGUGUUAGUGAGGGGGUCGCAUCGAAGCAUAGAGUCCAGCAUUUUUACAGUGACUCUUCCCCCUUCUUCAGGACUUAAUCAGAGUUCCAUGAUUCCCAACGCCUUUCUAAGACCCAUAAAGGUGUUGUAAUCCAGUGGUUUGGUAAAGAGAUCCGCAAGUUGUUUCUCUGUUGGGACAUGCUCUAAAAUCACAAUCCUCAUUUCCACCAACUCUCUCACAAAGUGAUGUCUUAUAUCCACGUGUUUAGUACGUGAACGCUGAACUGGAUUUUUAGAGAGAUUUAUAGCACUCAUGUUAUCACAAUGAACAAGCAUGGGAGCAGAGGUGAUACCGUAGUCAACAAGCAUUUGUCGCAUCCAAAGGAGUUGAGUGCAACAGCUUCCUAGUGAAAUGUACUCAGCUUCUGCUGUGGAAAGAGAGACACAGUUUUGUUUCUUGCUAUGCCAUGAGACCAUGUUGUUUCCUAAGAAAAAACAACCACCUGAUGUGCUAUGUCUGUCAUCUAAGCAACAUGCCCAAUCAGCAUCACAAAAACCUGCAAGAUUCACAUUAGUCUCAAAUGUAUAAUGAAGACCAAAGUCAAGGGUGCCUUUCACGUAUUUGAUAAUACGUUCAUGUGAGACUCCUUCGGCUUAGCUUGAUAGCAAGCACAAAUCCCCACACUGAGGCAUAGAUCAGGACGACUUGCCGUGAGGUAAAGAAGACUUCCAAUCAUGGCUCAGUAGAGUUUCUCAUCAACUGGUUUCCCAUCGCUAUCUUUGGAAAGUUUGGUUGUUGAGCUCAUAGGUGUUUUUGCAGUCUUACUUGUCUGCAUUUCAAAUCGUAUGAUGAGAUUUUUGGCGUAGGUACUCUGUGACACUGUGAUUCCAUCGGUUAGUUGUUUGAUCUGAAGUCCGAGGAAAUAGCUCAGUUCGCCAACCAUACUCAUUUCAAACUCCUUUGUCAUAGUCUUCACGAAGUCAUCAACCAUUUGCUUAGACGUUCCUCCGAAAAUGAUAUCAUCCACGUAAACUUGAAUGAUCAGCAUAUCAUUUCCAUCUUCUCCGAUGAACAGAGUCUUGUCCACACCACCUCUUUGAAAACCAGCUUGUACCAGGAACUCCGUCAGACGAUCAUACAAAGCUCGUGGAGCUUGUUUCAAUCCAUAAAGAGCUUUCUUGAGUUUGUAGACGUGAUCCAGAAAAUGUGGAUCCUCAAACCCUUUUGGUUGUGUUACGUAGACUUCUUCUUUUAAUACACCGUUUAGAAAGGCACUCUUGACAUCCAUCUGAUAGAGUUUGAUUCUCAGGUUGCAAGCCAUACCAAACAGUAGUCGUAUUGAUUCAAGUCUCGCAACUGGAGCGAAGGUUUCAUCAAAGUCUACUCCUUCAAUCUGAGAGUAUCCCUGUCCAACUAAUCGCGACUUGUUUUGAAUGACGUUCCCUUCCUCAUCAGUCUUGUUCUUGUGAAUCCACUUGGUUCCAAAGAUGUUUACGUUCUUUGGUCUUGGUACCAAUACCCACACUUGGAGUCGUUCAAACUGCUGAAGUUCCAGGUGCAUCGAUUCAGUCCAGAAUUCAUCAUCUAAUGCUUCCUGAAUGUUCUUGGGCUCAAUAAGUGACACAAAGCAUUCCACUUCAUUCAUUUUCACCAUGAAACACGCCAACUUGACCAUCUCUUUGAAGUUGAUUUGUUUCUUUCUUGUAACUCUUUCAUCAUACAGUCCGCCAAUCACAUCUGACGAGGAGUGGUUUUUGUGUAGUUUUCCUUGAUCAAGAUCGACCUUGGUCAUCUCAG
This is a messenger RNA of Brassica napus (rape), 5209 nucleotides long. RefSeq names its product shaggy-related protein kinase iota-like. The transcript is spliced from 4 exons. The record is from RefSeq and is a predicted model, not a curated record. Gene Ontology annotation, cellular component: cytoplasm. Lineage: Eukaryota; Viridiplantae; Streptophyta; Magnoliopsida; Brassicales; Brassicaceae. Gene Ontology annotation, biological process: signal transduction. Gene Ontology annotation, molecular function: protein serine/threonine kinase activity. The coding region runs from base 105 to 410 and encodes 101 amino acids.